AUGGUGCUCGCGGCCCCGCUGCUGCUGGGUUUCCUGCUCCUCGCCCUGGAGCUGCGGCCCCGGGGGGAGGCGGCCGAGGGCCCCGCGGCGGCGGCGGCGGCGGCGGCGGCGGCGGCGGGGGCCGGGGGGCAGCGCUCGAGCCGGCCGGCCCCGUCCGCGGCGCCCGAGCCCGACGGCUGCCCCGUGUGCGUGUGGCGGCAGCACAGCCGCGAGCUGCGCCUGGAGAGCAUCAAGUCCCAGAUCCUGAGCAAACUGCGGCUCAAGGAGGCGCCCAACAUCAGCCGCGAGGUGGUGAGGCAGCUGCUGCCCCAGGCGCCGCCGCUGCAGCAGAUCCUGGACCUGCAAGACUUCCAGGGCGACGCGCUGCAGCCCGAGGACUUCCUGGAGGAGGACGAGUACCACGCCACCACCGAGACUGUCAUUAGCAUGGCCCAGGAGACCGACCCUGCGGUGCAGACAGACGGCAGCCCUCUUUGCUGCCAUUUCCACUUCAGCCCCAAGGUGAUGUUCACAAAGGUACUGAAGGCCCAGCUGUGGGUGUACCUCCGGCCUGUGCCCCGCCCAGCCACAGUCUACUUGCAGAUCUUGCGACUGAAACCGCUAACUGGGGAAGGGACUACAGGGGGAGGGGGCGGAGGCCGGCGUCACAUCCGUAUCCGCUCACUCAAAAUUGACCUGCACUCACGCUCCGGCCACUGGCAAAGCAUCGACUUCAAGCAAGUACUACACAGCUGGUUCCGCCAGCCGCAGAGCAACUGGGGCAUCGAGAUCAACGCCUUCGAUCCUAGUGGCACAGACCUGGCUGUCACCUCCCUGGGGCCGGGAGCUGAGGGGCUGCACCCCUUCGUGGAGCUCCGAGUCCUGGAGAGCACAAAGCGGUCCCGGCGGAACCUCGGCCUGGACUGCGACGAGCACUCGAGCGAGUCCCGCUGCUGCCGCUACCCGCUCACGGUGGACUUUGAGGCUUUUGGCUGGGACUGGAUCAUCGCCCCGAAACGCUACAAGGCCAACUACUGCUCGGGCCAGUGCGAGUACAUGUUUAUGCAGAAGUACCCGCACACCCACCUGGUGCAGCAGGCCAACCCGAGGGGCUCUGCCGGGCCCUGCUGCACACCCACCAAGAUGUCCCCCAUCAACAUGCUCUACUUCAACGACAAGCAGCAGAUUAUCUACGGCAAGAUCCCUGGCAUGGUGGUGGAUCGCUGUGGCUGCUCCUAA
Messenger RNA from Rangifer tarandus platyrhynchus (Svalbard reindeer), 1218 nucleotides. NCBI's taxonomy places the organism in Eukaryota, Metazoa, Chordata, Mammalia, Artiodactyla, Cervidae. The record is from the annotation of a GenBank genome assembly.